UCUGAUUCUGAUUUUCUGCAAGGCUAAUUCCUGCAUACAGGCCCCUGCUGAUCAGAGCUAAACCUACAGUGAAGCAGUUGAGGGUGUAGACUGAAGGAUGAUGCACUUCAGGACUGUUUUGAGUGCUCUGACUGGGAGUUUAAGAGCAUUGUCAUGAAAAAAAGUUCAAAUUCUAGAUCUAGGAUCUGUGUUACGAUAUAAGCAUUUAUGGAGCUCCGGAAGGACUAGGGGGCCCUAAGCAGCUGCUUAGUCCACUUAUGCAUCAGCUCAGAUCUAAAUGGGAUCAGCAUUACAUAACUUAAUUUAAGACAAAGACAAUAGCUGAAUACCUAGGAUUUAACUAAACUGCAAAACAAAUAUGUAAUUUUUGUUAUUAUGUUUUAGUAUUUGAUCCAUCAAAACAUUUUUAUUCCCCCCUCACACUUAUAAGUCUCUGGAGCCGCCACUGGCUGUAGCCCCACCGUCCAGUCUCUAUAAUGGCUGCCAUCUCACACACAUCCUGAGAUUUGACGUCCCCACCACACCCAUGCCCAUCCCCCCUCAGCGCUCCCUCCAGGGUUUGCCAAAAUGAUCAAACCCAGCAGAUUUAACUGGUGUGAAACUCACAAAAUCUCCAUUACAAAAAAUACCUUUCACUCCAGACGCAUUACUAUGGGAGAUUACCAUUUUUUUCUUUUAUUUCAGUUUUAUUAAGUAAUUGAUAUGCGGUAAAGUUGUGAAGGCAGAGUUAAGGUGUUAUUAGUUGUGUACACAGGGCUGAGCCGUCAGCCUCAGCAAGCUGCUUUUUGCACCCAACCGGGAACUCCAGUGUGAGCCGGAGACAAAAUCAAGCGCUCCUUUAUGACUGCUACACACCUGCAACUACGGAGGGAAAUUAGACCUUCAUGCUACCACUUGAGGAAGGAGAACCAACAUAGCUGUACAGAAAAUGGACCAAAAGCCUCACUCUCGUCGUCUCGUGAUAGUCAGAGCACAACCUGAUAGAUGUGAGGCUCGUUAUAAGGCGGCCUGUGUAAAGACAGCAAUUGAAGAAAAGGAGUGGACGUCUGCUCUGCAUCAAAAAGGUUUAAUGCAAUCACAACAGUCAUCCAGUGAGAGUGACGAUUCCAUCAUCCUUGGUCCAACGCCAGCUGCAGUAAUCCAGGACAUGAGCUUGCCAGAGCUCACAAGAACCAACAGUGUGAUUGUAAGUUUAUCUACAAGCGUCAUUGACACUAAAAAGGAGGGUGACUCAACUGAGAGGGAUGCUGCAACUUCAUCUUCUAGAUCAUCAGGUCAGUUUGGGGUGAGAAGGAGAUGCACAACUAAAGUUGAAAAGAACAAAGAUCUGCCUUCAGCCAAAGAAAGAUCAGAUGACGAGGUACCAGUGGCCAUUGAAGUCUCUGGAAAUUCUAACACAACUAAAGAGCGAUCACAAACAAAGAGACAGAAGUGGAGCCAAGAAGAAGUCCAGGCAGUGGAGAAAACGCUCAUGGACUGUAUCAACUUUGGAACUGUUCCUCGGAAAGCCGAGUGUAUGAAGUGCAUUGAAGCCUCACCAGUGGCCCUCAAAAACAGGACAUGGCAAGCAGUUAAAUUCUAUGUGAAAAACCGCAUAGACGCAUUAAAACGAAAAACUUUCAAAAGAAGGUAAGCGUUGACCUUUUAUUACUACCCUUUUAUUAAACGGGCCAUUUGUUAGUGCCACAUCCAAGCUGCUUCUGUUUGGAGUUUUGAAUUUUUAGGACAGUUGCAGUCAAGGUCAAGUCAACUAAAACUGCAUGUUCAUAUAUACGUAUUGAUGAAUAGGUAUUGUUUUAGUUUUUCAUUUAUUUGUACAUAUUGGCUUGUAUGUAUUCUUUGCCAUAAGAUAGAAAUUUUGAAAUCUAUUCAAUAAAAUGGCUUACAUACAACCAGAAAGAGGAGUCCAGUAUUAAUGGUUAGCAAUAACAAGGUUACCAGGUACUUAAUUAAAUUAGAAUUUAUAAAUAUUUUAUUAACCCAAAAGAAAAAUUGAAGGUUGUGGCUCCUAUUCUGCAGGUUUCUUCAAAGAACUAUUGUAGAUUCUGAUGCCUGUAGACAGGAAGGAUCUUCUGUAGCGAUCUUUAUUAAAGGAAAUCUAAUGAAACCUGAUACUCUGGUGUUGUAUAACAGUCUGAUGAAGAGGAUGUUUGGAUCCAGGAUUUUUUAUUUUUAUGCAAAACCAUUCUUUGCACAAUUAUUUCCAGAGGUUCUAGAGGAGCACCUGCCUUCUUAAUCAGCUUGCUGAACUUCUUUAGGUUGAUUGCUCUGAUGCUGCCACACCAAAAGAUGUAAAAAAGAUCACAAAAACAUAUUUUUUUAUAAAAAAAUUCUAAUAUAAUGUGGUUUAUUGAUUUAAAAGAACACUGAUUGCUCAUAUUUGAUAUCUUCGAAUGUAUCUUGGUUUUCCCUAAAACUAAAACCCAACAGUGCCACCUGGUGGUUGUCAGAAAUGGCCAAGUCCCCAUGUUGAUCCAAAAACCUGACAGAUUUAAAAUUUUCUAAUUUUGAUAAAUUUUUACAUUAAAGUUGAUAUUUCAUGUUCCAAGGUCCCUAAAAAAAUUAUAAACCUAAAACCAAGUCUUUAGGUUGUUUAGAAAGAUGGGUCCCCACGUGUAAGCCCCUAUUCUGUGCUUAAAAAAGGUCCUCACGUUGGAGGAAAAACGUGUAUGUGUGUGUGUGUGUGUG
This is a messenger RNA of Fundulus heteroclitus (mummichog), 2688 nucleotides long. RefSeq lists its product as uncharacterized. The transcript is spliced from 6 exons. The coding region runs from base 929 to 1633 and encodes 234 amino acids. The record is from RefSeq and is a predicted model, not a curated record. Lineage: Eukaryota; Metazoa; Chordata; Actinopteri; Cyprinodontiformes; Fundulidae.